GGCCUUGCUAUCCGGAGCAGCUGCUACUUUAGACUCGCCGGUGCUGCCGAAGGGAGACCAGAGGCGAGAAGGACCGGGCAGGGGAAAGGGCGCAGGAGGGAGAGCGGGCGCGCAUGCCAGUCGGGACCCUUGGACGGCGGGUGCCCAGGAGGAGGAAGACCUGGCGCGACUCCUCGUCGUCCGCAGCGGCAGCCCCCAUGGCGACCAGAGGACUUUAAAGGAGUUCGGGGGCUUUGGCAGGAUCUGGGCGAUUCCGGAUCCGGCGAUUCUUGCUCUCGCCUCGCCCUGUCAUUGAUGGGAAAUCAACUGGAUCGCAUCACGCACCUGAAUUACAGCGAGCUGCCGACCGGGGACCCCUCUGGCAUCGAGAAGGACGAGCUGCGCGUCGGGGUGGCUUACUUCUUCUCGGAUGAGGAAGAGGACCUGGACGAGCGAGGAGGGCAGCCGGACAAGUACAGCGUGAAAGGCUCCAGCAGCCCCGUCCAAGAGACCCCCACCCACCACCAUCACCACCACCACCACCCUCCGCAGCUGGUGCUGAGCGAGACCCAGUUCUCCGCCUUCCGCGGCCAGGAAUGCAUCUUCUCCAAGGUGAGCGGAGACCCCCAGGCUGGGGAUUUGAGCGUCUACCCGGUGGCGGCCCUGCCUGCCUUGUGCAAGCCGGGCGACCUGCUGGAGCUGCUGUACCUGGGGCCGUCCGACCACCCUCCUCCUCCGCCACACUGGGCAGUCUAUGUGGGCAGCGGGCAGAUCAUCCACUUGCACCAGGGCCAGAUUCGCCAGGACAGCUUGUACGAGGCGGCCGCUGGCAACGUGGGCCGGGUGGUGAGUAGCUGGUACCGCUACCGCCCCCUGGUGGCGGAGCUGGUGGUGCAGAACGCCUGCGGCCACCUGGGCUUAAAGAGCCACGAGAUCUGCUGGACGAACUCGGAGAGCUUCGCCGCCUGGUGCCGCUUCGGCAAACGGGAGUUCAAAGCCGGCGGCGAGCUCCAGCCGCCCUCGGGCUCCCAGCCCCGGGAGCAGCAGUACUAUCUCAAGAUCCACCUGGCCGACAACCAGGUGCACACGUUGCGCUUCCAGAGCCUCGAGGACCUAAUCAGGGAGAAGCGCAGGAUCGACGCCAGCGGCAAACUGAGAGUGAUCAAAGAGCUGGCCAUCGUGGAUGGCAAAGAGUGAAAAGGGGGCGCCUGGGUGGGUGGGGGUCACAGCAGGGAGAGGCCAGCUGUGGUCCGGCCGGCGUGCCCCACCCGGACUCGUCCCCCCGCCACGUGGGUGGCCGCCCUCUUUCUCUCUCGCUCUCCCCCGCCCCACUUUCCCUUUCCGUUCUGUUCCAUCGAGGGGAAAAACCAUGGCAACAUUCCAAGCGAAACCAGCGCCGCUCCUCCGGCUCUCAUUGGCCAGUGCUCGGUUCGCCUCCGACUAACACGAUCACACUAGUGAUAUCUAUCGAAGACGAGGAUGCGGGCGGCGGAAAAGCGGGCGGGGGGUGGGAGGGAGGAGCCAUGCAGUUAGCAAAAGUAUGCGGACAAAGUCACUCCUGGCUAUCGAUGUUGAUCAUAGCUCCCAGCGUGCUUAAUAAAAUUUCAAAUUGA
Molecule: messenger RNA, 1592 nt
Organism: Podarcis raffonei (Aeolian wall lizard)
Lineage: Eukaryota; Metazoa; Chordata; Lepidosauria; Squamata; Lacertidae
Gene: LRATD1
Product: LRAT domain containing 1
Exons: 2
Coding region: 295-1176 (293 amino acids)
Source: RefSeq, a predicted model, not a curated record